UCAUUCAAGCUCUGAGAUUCAAGUAAGAAAGUAAUGUUAUCGAACCUAUUAUAUUUAUAACAUUUUUUGUUUCAAUAUGUAAUAGGUAUUGAUUUAAGUACAUAUUUGAACAUUUAUUAAUCAAUCAUUGUUCUACGGUUACUGAAAAUAACACGCUUUAAAUUUAAUCUGUGGUUCUGAGGGAAAAUCUAACAAACUUGGUAUUCUAUAGACUUAUUCAAUAGACGACGUGCAGGCAACCUGUCGUCACUAUUUGAAUCUCAAUUCCAUCAUUUACAUUGAUUAUAAAUUAUACCUUAUGUAUUAUAGGAGAUACGCUGCUUCUAAAUAAAUUAUCAUUAAAAAAUACAACAAACAACAAGACAUAAACACUGAUAUCAAAUUAAAAGUGGAAAGGCACUGGUCAAAAGAGGUGAAACAUUACCUUGAUAAACAUGACUCAAAUCGGGAAUAUCAUUAUGUUCUACCAAUGUUUCCAUAUCCUUCUGGCAACCUUCAUAUGGGACAUGUGAGAGUUUAUACAAUAUCAGAUACAAUAGCUCGAUUUCUUGCUCUCACUGGAAAAAAUGUCAUCCAUCCAAUUGGCUGGGAUGCAUUUGGUCUUCCUGCUGAGAAUGCAGCCAUAGAACGCAACAUUUUACCCCAUAAUUGGACUAAGACAAAUAUUGACUCCAUGAAGAAUCAACUGUUAAAGCUGGGUUUUGAUUUUGACUGGUCUAGGGAAAUAUCAACCUGUGAUCCUCAAUACUAUCGGUGGACUCAAUACAUAUUCUUAAAGUUAUUUGAAAAUGGAUUGGCAUACCAGAGCAAAGGAAAAGUAAAUUGGGAUCCUGUUGAUAAAACUGUACUAGCAGAUGAACAAGUGGAUGAGUCAGGUUGCUCUUGGCGAUCAGGGGCGAAGGUUGAAUCAAAAAUUCUUACUCAGUGGUAUAUUAAAACCACAAAAUAUGCUAAACAGCUGUAUGAUGGUUUAAACAGUAAAUAUUUAGAGAGUUGGAAUGAUAUUAUCAACUUGCAACAACAUUGGAUUGGUGAAUGUGAUGGUGUAGUGGUAACUUUUAAAUUAAUGGUACAAGAUAAAUUAAGAAGUGUUGAUGUUUGGACAAAACAACCACAUAAGUUCAUCCACGCACAAUUUUUACUUAUAAGUAGGAGUAAUAUAUUGAUUGAAGGUGCAGAUAAAACUAAUAGUUCAAGUCUAAAGUGUUACAACCCUAUAACAAGUUCAGAACUACCAAUUUAUAUCACAGAUGAUGUUAACUAUCCAGUGGGAAAAAGUGUUUAUAUAGCAUCUCCAGCAACAGAUGAAUAUGAUAUGAAGUUGGCAAAAACUUUAAAUAUAUCAAUAACAGGAAACAAAAACCAUAUUGAUAUUGAAAGUGACAAUGAAAGGGCUGUAAGUAUUGCACAAAGUAAAAAUGUUGGAGGUCAUUUUGUGAAUUCUAAUCUGAAAGAUUGGCUAAUAUCCAGACAGAGAUAUUGGGGAACUCCUAUACCAAUAGUGCAUUGUCCAUCAUGUGGAACGGUUCCAGUGCCAUAUGACGACUUGCCUGUAACCUUGCCUACAAUCACUGGAAAUGAAAUUCAAACUCUUGAAAAAAUUGAUGAUUGGGUUAACUGUAGGUGUCCAAAAUGUCAAAAACAUGCUAAAAGGGAGACGGACACCAUGGAUACAUUUGUAGAUUCUUCUUGGUAUUACUAUCGUUUUUUGGAUCCCAAUAAUAAAUCAUUUCCCUUUGAAAAAACCAAAUUAUUGAAUAAGGCACCUGUUGAUAUAUACAUCGGGGGUAAAGAACAUGCUGUUUUGCAUUUGUACUAUGCCCGCUUUAUGAGUUACUUCUUACAUUCACUUGGAUGGACACCAACAUGUGAGCCUUUCAAAAAGCUUUUGGUACAAGGUAUGGUGAUGGGUCAAUCAUAUAAGUUGAAAUCAACAGGCAAAUAUUUACCUCCUGAAAAGGUCGAAAAAGUAGGUAAGGAAUUUCAAGAGAAGGAAACAGGAGAGCUUGUUGUUACACAAUGGGAAAAGAUGAGCAAAUCAAAAUAUAAUGGUGAAAACCCUGAACAUUUACUUUCUACAUAUGGAUGUGAUGCAACAAGACUGCUUAUAUUGGCAGAUGUUCCACCAGCCACAAGUCGACGUUGGUCUGAUGCCACUGUACCUGGGAUACUGAACUGGCAACACCGUUUGUGGCUGACCAUCCGGGACUUUUUAAAAUAUAGAAAUGAAACGCUUGUUAGUAGCACAUUGACUACUGAAGAAUUUGCUAAAUUCGAGUUAAAUUUACGAGAAUCAAGAAAUUAUUUCAUUGCAACUACAACUUAUCACUUUAAACACACACAGAAACUGAGCGUAGGAAUCUCGAGAUUGCAGGGCUUAACAAAUACAUUGAGGAAUAAAGUGCCACCUGAAGUCAUAAGUAAAAGUAAAGAAUUUGAAAUUGCAUUGGCUUAUUUAAUUAUAAUGCUGUCGCCGGUUAUGCCACAUUUUUGUUCGGAAUUGUGGGCUGGAUUCAUGGAAGCCCCCAACAGGGUGUGCCACUCGACAGAUGGCAAAAUUUAUUGGGAUAAAAGCAUUUUAGAGCAGAAAUGGCCUGAAGUUGACGACGAUUACAAGUUGUCGUUGUUGUGCAAAGUUGAUGGCGCUGACAGGUGUGAUUUAAAAAUAGAAGCAAGUCAUCUGAAAAAUUUGAGUCAAGAAGAUGCAUUGCAUCUAGCAAUAAAUGAAGAACCUGUAGCCAAAAGAUUAAAGUCCGGAAUACUUAGAGUGCAAUAUGAGUUAUAUCCAGGUUGUCGAGCUAUCUUAAGCAUCUUUACUAAUAAGAAUGUAAAAAAAACAAAGCCAGACAAUAAAGCAGAAGAGCGAUUACAAGUAGUGAAUUGAAGUGAAGACGAAGACAUUUGCGAUCGCGAAAAUCAGUCUAGUGGUUUUGAGUUUAAUCAUUUCAGAAAAAUAGAUAUUUAACUGAAUAUAGAAUAUGCGUAUGUACCUACGUACGAAAGUGUACGAGUUUAAAUUAUUAUGUAUGUAACUGCCGUGUGGUUCCCGGCACCAAUAGAAAAAGAAAAGGACCACUCUAACUCUCUCCCAUGGAUGUCGUAAAAGGCGACUAAGGGGUAGGCAUAUAAACUUGGGAUUCUUUUAGGCGAUGGGCUAGCAACCUAUCACUAUUUGAAUCUCAAUAGGCUAUUUGACAAUGUUCUAAAAACUAUCUUAGGGUAGGUAUUUAUUUGUUUAUAAGGAGCCCUAAAAAAACACUUUUCUGUCUUUAUUUUAGCUAUUUUAUAAAAAAUCGAAAAAGAAAAUGCAAUAUUCAAAUAUGCCGCCAAAACGCGACUUUUAGCAAUAUGGCGGCCAUGGAAGGCAGUGACGUAAAUUUCGCAUAAAUAUCAUACAGAGCUUGUUGGUGUUUCGAAUAGUUUUGAUUUUAUCUUGUUUUAAUUAACUUGUGCCACGUCAUAUGUGUGAAAAUUAUUAAAAUGAGUUUCUAUAAAUGUUGUGCAGUACCUGAUGUGAGUAUUUACGAUGAUAAGUUCUUAUUAUUCGGCAGCUUAAAAAUCUGGAUUGUCUUUGAAGAAGACGCCAACCAUUUGCAUCCACUUUUGGUAGGUUUCGACUGUCAGCUUUCUCGAAAUUGGUUUCCAUUAUUAAAUACCUAUGUUAUCUGAGCAAUCCUGAGCGAUAAAACACUUAUAAAAUCUUGAAAAAUAAUAGCGAACACCAAGGAACGGUACGAUCCACAGUCUGUUUAUGGAUAAUUUACGUCAUAAUAGAAAUAGCCAAUCACGGUCAUUUUUAGUCACGUGACAUCUACAUAAAAAACUAAUUUUCGGAGACGGAUUUUGUUAAUAUAAUGCAAUAUUUUUAUCUCGCGUUAUUACAAAUCGCUCCAAAAAAAUAAUAUUAAGACUGAUGACAUAAAAGAAAUGUACCUAUAUUUUUAUUACAGUCAAAUAGCCUAUUCUAACUUAAAGCCAAAUAGCUGAACGUAGCUUAUCAGUCUUUACAAGACUGUUGGCUCUGUCUACCCCGCAAGGGAUAUAGACGUGAUUAUCUAUACAUAUAAUAAAACAGUAAAAAUAUUUUGUCUGUACAUUAAGUAUUUUUGACUGAAAUGUAUAGAGGGAUACUUAGAAUAAAUAAUAUAAAAAAAUUUU
This is a messenger RNA of Amyelois transitella, 4158 nucleotides long. RefSeq names its product leucine--tRNA ligase, mitochondrial (gene LeuRS-m). Gene Ontology annotation, molecular function: ATP binding; aminoacyl-tRNA deacylase activity; leucine-tRNA ligase activity. The transcript is spliced from 6 exons. Gene Ontology annotation, biological process: mitochondrial translation; leucyl-tRNA aminoacylation. Gene Ontology annotation, cellular component: mitochondrion. Bases 470 to 2884 code for a protein of 804 amino acids. The record is from RefSeq and is a predicted model, not a curated record. Lineage: Eukaryota; Metazoa; Arthropoda; Insecta; Lepidoptera; Pyralidae.